UGUGCUGUUCAAAUAGACCAGAUGUUCAAAUUCAGGGUCUGGUGCACAGUCCUCUUUCCAGGCUGCAGCCACUGAAUCAACUCAGAAGAGAAGCAACAAGAUGAGAGGAUAUUUGAUUUUUGUGGCUCUGCUCUCUGUGUGCAGCCUCUGCUUCAGCUCAGAGUGUAAUCCAGAGUUUUUGGAGAAUGAGGAUUUUCCAGGAACAGAUCUCCUGCACCUCUACUCUCCUGAUGCAGAACACUGUCAGCACCUGUGCACCCAGCACCCGUCCUGCCAGUUUUUCACCUUUAUUCGGCCAGACUGGACCAGAGACAACAGACACUUCUACUGCUACCUGAAGUCCACUCCCUCUGGACAGCCCAAUACGAGGACUGCACUGCUGGGUGUCACCUCUGGCUUUUCUCUCAAACCCUGCAACCCAACCCCUGAGCCCUGUCUGUCUAAGGUGUACGAGAACGUGGAUUUCUACGGGGCGGACUAUAAGACAUUUUUCACAGCCACCUAUGAGUCCUGUCAGAGAGCCUGCACACAGGAUCCCUCAUGUCAGUUCUUCACCUUUGUCAGAGAUACCUUCACACCUGUAAACAUCAGGUACAAGUGCCACCUGAAAUUCAGCUGGACGAUACCUAGGACACCUGUUGUUCAGAGAAAGGCUGGAGUAGUGGCUGGAUUCUCUCAUGAAGCAAAAAUGAGCCAAAACUUUGACACAGCAUGUCAGGGCAAGCUUUUUCCAAACACUGCAAUCCCUGGAAACCACCUCCUGGCUCUGCCUGCUGCCUCUGCUGAGCACUGUCAGACGCUGUGCUCUGCUCAUCCAUCCUGCACCUACUUCAGUUUUGUCAGUGAAAGCUUCACUUGUAACUUGAAGAAAAAUCCAAAUGAAAUGGUGAUCAGCGCCAAAGCUGGAGUCACAUCUGGGUUACCUCAUCACGACUGUCAGCCUGAUAACAACUGGAUCAAACUUGUUCAUGAGGGAGUUGAUUUCCUGGGCUCUGACAUUCGUUUUGAGCUGAUGGAUGAUGCAGAAACCUGUCAGAGGACCUGUACUGCAAGUCCUAACUGCCAGUUCUACAGCUACGUCACUGAAGCCUUCCAUGACCAGGAUUACUGGCGCCACUGCUAUCUCAAGCGUGUCAUCACUAUUCCUUCUCCUCCAAAGGUCGCCAAACUGGCCAAUGUCGUCUCCGGCUUCACUCUGAAGCAUUGUGAUAGUGCUCUACUCACAAGCACAGAUGUCUGAAUAAACUGUAAUAAAAACCUAUGAAACAGA
Messenger RNA from Cheilinus undulatus (humphead wrasse), 1270 nucleotides. RefSeq names its product coagulation factor XI-like. Gene Ontology annotation, biological process: proteolysis. Gene Ontology annotation, molecular function: protein binding. The coding region runs from base 101 to 1240 and encodes 379 amino acids. Gene Ontology annotation, cellular component: extracellular region. The record is from RefSeq and is a predicted model, not a curated record. The transcript has 9 exons. Lineage: Eukaryota; Metazoa; Chordata; Actinopteri; Labriformes; Labridae.